Molecule: messenger RNA, 2345 nt
Organism: Sorghum bicolor (sorghum)
Lineage: Eukaryota; Viridiplantae; Streptophyta; Magnoliopsida; Poales; Poaceae
Product: probable protein phosphatase 2C 40
Exons: 9
Coding region: 475-1884 (469 amino acids)
Biological process (GO): protein dephosphorylation
Molecular function (GO): protein serine/threonine phosphatase activity
Source: RefSeq, a predicted model, not a curated record
CAUUAGUGCGCCGCGGCCUCCGCGCGCCUCCCUCUUCGCUCGCCUUUCCGGGAUUUCAUUUCCCGUUUCGUUUCGUUCCACCCGAGGGCGGGCGAGAGAGCGGCCGGCGCGCGUGGGAGCGGGCUGGAUUUGCGCGUCCUGUACCGAGCGCCCCAUGUGACAGGUCGCUCGCUUGCCCCCGCCGCUCCCUCCCUCCCUCUCCCUCCCUCGUCCCGCAAAGCUACCGCAACGCGCCGAGCGGGGUCCCCGGCCAGCCAAACUCUCCCCUCCCACCCCAAAAAGCCGAGGCAGCGAGCGCGGCGGGCGCAAAAGGCUAGUGCGCGCUCGUGCUCGUGCUCCCCGACCAGACUAGACUAGACCAGCGCGCUAGCUAGCUAGCGCCAGCAAGGCGCCGAGGGGGUGGCGAUGCUCACCCGCCGAUCUACUGCUACCGCCGCGGCCGCCGCCGCCGGGAUCUGGCUGUGACUGAUAAGGAUGUCGUCGGCGGCGUCGCGGAGCGGGAGGAGGCGGACCGGGAGCGUGGCGCUCGGGGACCUUCUGCGGCGGGAGGCGUCGGCGGAGCGGGCCGCGUUGGGAGGCGGCGGCGAGCGGGAGCGGGAGCGGGAGCGGUGGCCCUCGGUCGCGGCGGGGCAGGCCUGCCGGGCGAAGAAAGGCGAGGACUUCGCGCUGCUCAAGCCCGCCUGCGAGCGACGCCCCGGCGCGCCGUCCACCUCCUUCUCCGCCUUCGCCGUAAGCGCUCCCCCGCCUCCCUCGGCCCGUCUUCCAUGUCCCCCAAUGCUGUUCGAUGGGCACAACGGCAGCGCCGCCGCGGUGUACGCCAAGGAGCACCUCCUCGGCAACGUGCUCAGCUGCGUCCCCACCGAUCUGAGCAGGGAUGAGUGGCUCGCCGCGCUCCCCAGGGCGCUCGUCGCGGGGUUCGUCAAGACCGACAAGGAUUUCCAAACGAGAGCUCAUUCCUCGGGGACAACCGUGACGCUUGCCAUAAUUGAUGGCUCCGUUGUAACUGUUGCGUCCGUUGGUGAUUCACGCUGUGUCCUUGAAGCUGAGGGAUCCAUCUACUAUUUGUCGGCUGACCAUCGCUUUGACGCUAAUGAAGAGGAGGUUGGACGUGUCACCGAAUGCGGAGGUGAAGUUGGAAGGCUAAAUGUCGUCGGUGGUGCUGAGAUUGGCCCCCUUAGAUGUUGGCCAGGUGGUCUAUGCCUCUCAAGAUCGAUUGGUGAUCAGGACGUAGGUGAAUUUAUCAUUCCGGUUCCUUAUGUGAAGCAAAUUAAGCUGUCUAAUGCUGGAGGCCGUCUUAUUAUUUCAAGUGACGGUGUUUGGGAUGCUUUGACCGCGGAAGUGGCUUUUAGAUGUGCACGAGGGCUUCCUCCUGAGGCUGCAGCUGAGCAAAUUGUCAAAGAAGCAGUUGAAUCAAAAGGAUUGAGAGAUGAUACAACUUGCAUUGUCAUUGACAUAAUACCACCAGAAAAACCAAAAUGCACUAUAGAAUCUCCAAAAACGCCAGGAAAAGGCCUUGUACUUCUAAAAAAAUUCUUUUUAAGGAAAACUGCAUCCGACUCGUUAUCCCUAGCUGAUAAAGAUAAUUAUCCUGAGCCAGAUUUAGUGGAGGAGGUCUUUGAGGACGGAUGCCCAUCCCUUUCGAGGAGGCUUAAUUCUGAAUAUCCUGUUCGAGAUAUGUUCAAAAUUUUUGCAUGUGCAAUUUGUCAAAUUGAAUUGGAAUCUGGUCAAGGCAUAUCCAUACACGAGGGUUUGUCAAAGCCAGGAAAGCUGUGUCCCUGGGAUGGCCCUUUCCUUUGUCACAGUUGCCAGGAAAAGAAAGAGGCGAUGGAGGGGAAGCGUCACUCACGAGAUUCCUCGUCAAGAAAUAGCGGGUCAAGUGAAUAGUGACUGAAUCCAAGAGUCAUCUUGAGGCAACCACCUAGCGGUGUGACGAGCUAAUUCUUGUUGCAGUUGUCAUUCUUGCAGCACUUCCUCUAUUACAUGGACUACCAUUGGAUAGAGACAGAUGUUGGAAGGUGACAUGCCUGCAUAUGUUGGAGUUAUAUGGCACGGAACCGCUGGGCUUGUGGCAGUAGCUCGUGCAGGUAAUGAUGACAAGAGAUUGUUAGUGAAGAAUGUCCACAGUGGCCAAUAGUCAUGUAAAUUACCCAUGGUAUAGAGGUGCAAGUGACAAAUAGCCACGGUUUUGUAAUUCUCGACUAGGAUUAGGUAUUGAGACCCUGUAAUUCGUCUGGGCAGACCUCAAACUAAAGGUCAACAACGUAGCCUGGCUUAUUGUAGAAUGUAUCUUGCCCUACAAUGAUCAUGAUUCAACGCUGUAAUUAAAUCUAAGAUCUUUGCAGACA